This is a messenger RNA of Trichophyton benhamiae CBS 112371, 885 nucleotides long. RefSeq names its product enoyl-CoA hydratase/isomerase family protein. The record is from RefSeq and is a predicted model, not a curated record. Bases 1 to 885 code for a protein of 294 amino acids. Lineage: Eukaryota; Fungi; Ascomycota; Eurotiomycetes; Onygenales; Arthrodermataceae. The transcript has a single exon.
AUGCCUCUCCCAGACCCGGAGCCAGACUCGAUAGUGGUUGAGAAGACGGCAGAUGGCGUCACUACCAUCGGAAUCAAUAGACCCGGUAGGAAGAACGCCAUCAAUCCGCCAACCGCCACCAAAUUACGAGCAGCCUUUCUAGACUUUGAAAAGGACUCAAGCCAGAAAAUAUGCGUCUUGCAUGGUAUUGGCGGCACAUUUUGCUCCGGCUUUGAUCUCAGCGAGCUCAGAAAAUGGGACAAACCGACGGAGAGCAAGGAGGACACGGCCUCCAAACACGACAACAGUGGCAGUCACAAUAAUGGUGGCAAUGGCCGCAGCAGCAGCAUCACGCGUACACACUUUAAGCCUGUGAAGGGCAGAAACGAAGCACCGCUAGGGCCGGGACGGAUGCAGAUCGAGAAGCCCGUCAUUUGCGCUAUCUCAGGCCAUGCUGUUGCUGGAGGCAUGGAACUAAGUUUGCUAGCCGACAUCCGGGUGGUCGAAGAGGACGCUAUCUUUGGAAUAUUCAGUCGACGCUUUGGCGUACCCUUGCUGGACGGUGGUACGGUCCGACUUCAGGAAAUCAUUGGCCUCGGCAGAGCACUGGAUAUCCUUCUCACGGGCCGGCCGGUGGGCGCGACUGAGGCCCUGCACAUAGGACUGGCCGCUAAAGUGGUUCGGAAGGGAAGCGCCUUUCACGAAGCCAUGAAGUUGGCUCGUGCUCUGGCAGCAGUGCCCCAGGAGUGUUUGAAUGCGGACCGGAAGGCAUGUUAUCAUGCAGCGUAUAACUCUCCUUCGUUUGAGGACGCGAUGUCCUAUGAGUUCGAGGAAGCCGUCAAGGUCAGCGACCUGGCUAUCAACAAGGCCAUGAAUUUUAAUAAACGGGAGAAAGCAAGGCUGUGA